Molecule: messenger RNA, 864 nt
Organism: Symbiodinium sp. CCMP2592
Lineage: Eukaryota; Dinophyceae; Suessiales; Symbiodiniaceae
Source: the annotation of a GenBank genome assembly
AUGCCUAGGACGGUUAGGAGCAAAGGCCCCCGACUCUCUGCGCUGCUCCCGCUCCUGGCUGUUGCGGGGCUGUCUUGCCUUGGUUCCAGCUGGUCCUUCACGAUGCAGACUAUCGGCAUGCUGACCGGAGUCAGCUACGUGUCUGGCAUCGACUACUACCGAGGAAUCAAUGAGCGCAUCGCGAAGUUGCUGCCGAAUGGCCACAUCAUGGCCAAGAACUCCGACAUGGUCAUCGUCUCCGUUGACUGUGACGAGUAUGUGCGGUUGUUGACAGCGAAGGACUCGGAGGGCGUGCAGGACUAUUUGGCGAACGGCGUGGCCAAGCUGCAUCGGGCAGGUGUUGACUUCCUGGUGAUCGCUUCGAACACAGCGCACAUUUGCGUGGGCCGUGUACGUGAACGAUUUCCGGAUCUCCCCGUUCUCCACAUCGCCGAUUGUACGGCAGCAGCAGCUCGCGGUGAGGGGCCCGUAGGGCUUCUGGGCACCGAGCCGACGAUGCGGGAUGGCUCCUGGUUGAAGGAGCGGCUGGCCCUGCACGGCGUGGAGGUGGUCGUGCCGCCUGCGGAAGAGGAUCGGCAGCGAUGUUACAAGAUCAUCUGCGAUGAGCUGAGCUUCGACAAAUUUACGGAUGAAUCCCGCAGAUUCUUUGCAGAGAUGGCAAGAAAGCUCCAUGGCGAAUGGGGCGGAUCUGGUGGUGUUAUUCUCGGAUGCACAGAGAUCGAGCUUCUACUACGACCUGGGGAUGUGCCAGAUGUUCCUCUCUUCCGAUCGGCUGAGCUGCACAUCGAUGCAGCAGCUCGAGUCCAAGCUGGCGAGGUCUCCCUCGAGUCCUUCAUGCCCUCAGAGAAGGCUGCUCCGGCCUGA